CUGAAAAUUGUCACUUGCUCUCUGGAUGAUGGACUCUCUUCAGUAGAGUCACUGAAAUUUUCUGAUGCAAUCCUUUUGGAGCAGUAAAAGCGUGUGCAGUAAAAGUUGAAAUUAUUUCGUUUAAUUUUUCUCGUAUGCUUUAUGUCGCUUAAGUUCGUGGUAAGGAAAAAGUUUUCUUCAUUUGAAACGAGAGCAUUCUAUCAGAAAAAUGACGGAGGAAGAUUCGGUAUUUGAUCCUACCUUGAAAAAGAAGAAGAAGAAGAAGAAGACUGCUUUCGAUAUUGAUGCGGCUUUCAACGAAGGUGGCAGUGGUGGUGAUACAUCUGAAAAUACCGUUGACAAGGAGAAUCAGGAACCUGAGCCAACAGUUGUUGAGGAUGACGAGGCACUGGAUUUGGAAAACUUUGGCAAAAAAAAGAAAAAGAAGAAAAAGGCAUUUAACUUAGAUGAAUUAGAAGCUGCUCUGCCUGAUACAAAGAAGGAGGAAGCUAUAGAGCAACAGAUCGAAGAAAUUGUGGUAGAUGAUGAUUUUGAUCUAGAUAUGGACUUCUCAAAAACAAAGAAAAAAAAGAAAAAGAAGAAGGAUCUUGAUGAAUUAGUAGCUGAAGAAGAGCGCAAGGAGAUUGAAGACAAGGAGAAUGGCUGCACUGAAUCUGAGCGAAGUGCAGAGUAUGUGGAGGAACCAAGUUUAUGGAUGGGCUCAGAUAGAGACUAUACAUAUGAUGAAUUACUAGUUAGAGUGUUUAAUAUCAUGCGAGAGAAGAAUCCCGAUAUGGUAGCUGGUAAGAAACAGAAGUUUGUUAUGCGUCCGCCGCAAGUGGUACGCAUUGGAACGAAAAAAACAUCUUUUGCUAACUUUACUGAGAUUUGUAAAACAUUGCACAGACAGCCCAAACAUUUACUAGAUUUUUUGCUGGCGGAGUUGGGUACAAGUGGCUCAGUUGACGGUAACAGUCAGCUAAUUAUCAAAGGCCGUUUCCAACAGAAGCAAAUAGAAAACGUUCUUAGAAGAUAUAUCAAAGAAUACGUAACGUGUCACACGUGUCGUUCACCCGAUACUAUUCUUCAGAAGGACACUCGACUCUUUUUCUUGCAAUGCGAAACCUGCGGUUCGAGAUGUUCUGUCGCUAGUAUAAAGUCUGGAUUCCAGGCUGUCACUGGAAAACGUGCUGCUAUUCGUGCGAAAACUGCCUAAGCUAUUCUCUAUCUAAGAAGAUGCUCUAGUGCAAAUAAAACAUUAUGGAAUUUAAAUAAACGGUACAACUGAUUGCAUCUAAAAUUGACUUGAGUACAGAAGUGUAGAUAGAAUUAGUUCAGAUUGUCAAAUUUAAUAUUGAUCUUAAAGUAAAGAGAAAUUAAGAGGACUUGGUUUUUUGAGAUCUUUAACAGCUUUAAAGCACUUAAAAUCUCGUCAUCCUAUAUUUUAUGUUUAAUGUAGCGUUCUGGAUUCUUUUGAUUUAAACUUCUUUUGAAAAGUUCUUAAAAUUCUUAGCAUUUUUUUUCAAUUGUAAAAGGUAUUAAAAAUCUUAAAAUAUAAUUUUACACUCAAAUUCUUCAAUUUACUUUAAAGUAAUCAUUUAAGCCAUCGGGUCUCCUAUACAUAAAAUUCUUUCAUUCUAAAGAAUGCAUAGUUCUCAAAACUUUUUAGUCG
Wasmannia auropunctata (little fire ant) is the source of this 1651-nucleotide messenger RNA. RefSeq names its product eukaryotic translation initiation factor 2 subunit 2 (gene eIF2beta). Bases 209 to 1195 code for a protein of 328 amino acids. Gene Ontology annotation, molecular function: mRNA binding; translation initiation factor activity; translation initiation factor binding. The record is from RefSeq and is a predicted model, not a curated record. Gene Ontology annotation, cellular component: eukaryotic translation initiation factor 2 complex. The transcript has 7 exons. NCBI's taxonomy places the organism in Eukaryota, Metazoa, Arthropoda, Insecta, Hymenoptera, Formicidae. Gene Ontology annotation, biological process: translational initiation; formation of translation preinitiation complex; formation of cytoplasmic translation initiation complex.